GCCGCUAGUUUUACGUGGCACUACUGAACGCGCCGUUCGGUCAUAUCGCGGUGAAGCUGCAGGAGACGACAGACCGGCUGUGAGCAGUAUGCUUUUGUGAUCUUGCAGGAUUCUCAUCGAGGAACGGUGCUUGCAGGAAUCAGCUUCCUUCUUGUUCGACGAGGCCUACGCACGAUGUCGACCGCAAUGACUUCGCAUGCGCCUUUCUUCUCUGACGACGCCAGCCGCGUGUGGCUGCCGAGGCGCGACCACCGGACCGAAGGUUGGCCGUUGACCGGCAAUCCCCUGCCGCUCCUCGUGAUCACGGCUGUGUACGUGUACUUCGUCAAGGUGGCCGGUCCCCGCUGGAUGUCGCGGCGCAAGCCGUUCGAGCUGAAGGCCUGCAUCCUCGUCUACAACCUGUCGGCCACCCUCCUCAGCGCGUUCUUCGUGUGCCGUUUCGUGAAGCUCGCUUACUGGGACCUGGGCUACACCUUCCUGCAGGACCUAGACAUGAUCGACUCUCCAGCCAACCUCGAGAUCGUGCACUUGUCCUGGUGGUUUUACAUGUUCAAGGUCUCCGAGCUCGCCGACACCGUGUUCUUUGUGCUGCGCAAGAAGAAUCAUCAGGUCAGCGCGCUGCACGUGGUGCACCACGUGAUUGUCGCGUGGAACAUGUGGCUGGACGUGACCUACGGCGCCCAGUCCCACGAGAUGUUCGUCACGUGCCUGAACACGUUUGUGCACGUGUUCAUGUACACGUACUACUUCAUCGCGGCGCUUGGUCCAGCCUACAAGCGUUUGCUGUGGUGGAAGAAGUAUAUGACCAUGAUGCAGAUCUCGCAGUUUGUCCUUCUGUUCGCGCACGCCGUCGGCAUGGUGUUUGCCAAGGGGAACUACGUUGGCCUCUUCGUGUGGCUUGAGGUGGCGCAAGCGAUCCUAUUCUUCGUAUGGUUCGUGGUGUUCUACAUUCAGGCUUACUCCAGGAAAAAGCUGUAGGUUCAUGCACCACUACGGCAGUGAACAAACGCGCGGUUUCUUUUCCUUUAAGCUUCUUGAACUUUAGCUAUUCGCGCCAUUUUGAAAGUAAGGAGUGGCUGAGACUUACCCCAAGUGUGUUAAAUAUACUGUUACAGGCUUAUAUGAAUGAUCUUUGCAGACAAUAUUGUUUCUGUACCUAGUCACUUGGUGUGCUGUGCUAUAUCAAAUAUAGUUUCGUGGUUUACGUGUU
Dermacentor andersoni is the source of this 1210-nucleotide messenger RNA. Its product is annotated as very long chain fatty acid elongase 7-like. Gene Ontology annotation, biological process: fatty acid elongation, polyunsaturated fatty acid; very long-chain fatty acid biosynthetic process; fatty acid elongation, monounsaturated fatty acid. Gene Ontology annotation, molecular function: fatty acid elongase activity. Gene Ontology annotation, cellular component: endoplasmic reticulum membrane. The record is from RefSeq and is a predicted model, not a curated record. Lineage: Eukaryota; Metazoa; Arthropoda; Arachnida; Ixodida; Ixodidae.